GAAUUGAAAGAAAAAAUACCAGACUCGACAGAAUGUGAAUUAGUUAAUUUUAAAUAUGAGGAUUAUGUUAAUAAUGCUAAAAAAAAUAAGGAGAUAAUAAUUAAAUUGGAACAAGAAGUGAAUUCAUUAAGGGAAACAGUAUCUAAAGAUAUAAAAGAAGAUGAAAUUAAUAGGAUCCAAAUGGAAGUCAAAAAAAAAUUAAAUGAAAUUAUAAAAGAAAAGAAUAAAAUAGAUAAUGCAUCAGAAGCUCUUAAAAAUAUGGGAAAAUUUUUAAUGUUGACAAAAUUUAGUAUAGUAAUGGAUGAAAUACAAAGUAAUGUAAAAAAGGUAAGGGAAGAAGAAAAAAAUGCAGAGAAAAAAUUCAUAGAAUCAGAAAAUAUUCAAAAAAAUAUAUUGGAUGAUCUUAAAAAAGUAGAGGAAUUACAAAAUUUACUUAUACAUAACUUAGAUGAGGAUUCAAUAAAUGGAAGCAUAGAGAAAGUUAUAUUAAUUAAAGAUCGCACUGAAUCCAAUUCAGAAAAUAUAAACAUGCUUUUAACAGAAGUUGAAAAGCAUAAGGAAACUUCUUCCUUAUAUCUUAAUAAUACCAUAAGAGGAAGAGAAAAAAUAGAAUAUUUAAAAAAGCAUGAUAAUGAUGAAACACAAAAUAUAACUGAAGCAGUAAUGCAAAAUAUAAAUAAUUAUGUUCAUGAAUCUGAAAAUUGUUCAAAAAAUGCAGAAAGACACGCACAGGAAACUAGUAAAAAUUAUACAUUAUCUUUAGAAUACACAAAGGAGGUGAAUGAUCUCUUAAAAGAUUCUUUAAUUUUAGCAGAAAAAAUGAAAGUUGAAAUGAAAAAAAAUUAUGUUAUAGAUAUGCUAAUAGAAAUCCAGGAUAGUUAUUACGAUAAUAAAUAUAUAUUAGAAAGAUUAAAAGAAAGAUUAAUUAAAAUAAAUCAAGAAGAUAUUAAUAUGAAAUGUGAAUAUGAAGCAAAUAAUGAAAAGUCUAUAGAUGCAUUUACUAAAAUACAAAUUACAAGAAUAACUGCAAGUGACGCUAUACGAGGUAUAGAGAAAAUAAAAAGUAUAACACUAGAUAUUAUAAAUGUUGCUGAAAAUGAAAUAGAAUCAUUUUAUACUGUGUCUCAAAGAUAUAAUGAAGAUCCAUUAGAUGAAUUAAAAAUAGAGAAAGAUAACUUAAAAAAAAUUUUAGAAAUUCUAAAUAAAAUUGAACAAGAAAAAAAAAAAAUAAGUACUGAAUUAUUUAAAAUCAAGGAAGUGGAGAGAAAAAUUAGUAAUAUAGAAGAUGAAAUGAAAAUGUAUAAAAAAUAUUAUGAAGAAGGAAUCUUGGAAGAGAUAAAAAAAAUAGCUGAUCAAGAGGAAAAAAAUAUAAAAAUAUUAAAAAAAUCGAUAAAUUUAACUAUUGACACUUCAAUUUCCUUUUUCGAAAAUUCUUGGUUGAGAGAAGAACGUAUUAUACAAAUAUUUAAAAAUUUUGAAAGAAAAAUGAAUGAAAUAUGCGAUGCAUUUGAUGAGUCAUACAAAGAUAUAGAAAAAGCGGCAUCAAGUAUUUCUGUAUCAUUUGGCACUUAUAAUGAUGUGAGAGAGAAAAAUGAGAAGGCUAAAAUAGAAAAAGAAAAACUUAAGGAACUAAAUCAGGAAAUGAAACAAUUGCUAAUUAAUAUUAAUGAUGCUAAAAAAAAUGAGACAUUAAGAUUAAUUUUGCAUAUGAAAUAUAAGUUAGAUGAAGUUAAUAAAAAGGCGGAAAAAGAGUAUUUAGAAUUGAAUGAACAUACAAAAGACAUUAAAAGAAAUGUUCAAAAUAUGAUAUAUUCAAAAAGAAUAAAUACUGCAUUAGUUGAAUUAGAUAAUGCAAAAAAUAAAAAUAGUGAAUUUAAAAAAAGAAAAAUAGUAUAUUCUUCAUAUAAAGAUAAAUCAUAUUUCAUUUACAAUGAAAUGUUUAAAGCGACAGAAUUUAUAGAUAUGAAUAUAGAUGCAAUAUCAAGAUUGAAAGAUUAUAAAAAUAUAAAAGAUACAGAAGAUAUUGUUUUAAGUAUACAAGGUGAUUCAUUUGAUAUUGAAAGUAAAGAAAAAGAAAAUGAAAAACAUAUUAUUAAUAUGAAAAAUGUUUAUGAAAAAAUAAAAACAAGAGAAGAAUUAAUGAAAAAAAUUAAAGACAUGAAAGAUGAUAUUGAUAAACUUUUAUGCAGUUCACGAGAUUCCCUUGAGAAAUAUAAGAAGAUAAGAGGAAUAAAUAUUGAUAUUAAGGACUAUAAUGAAAUUUUAAAAAAUUCUAAAGAGUAUUAUACGUAUUUUAAAGAAAUGACUAAUUCUUAUAUAGAAAAAUAUAAUAAAAUGGAGAUGGAAUUAAAAACAAAUGAAAUGACAACAGAACUUAAUAAAUAUAAGGAUUUUUUAAAUGAUUUAAACGAGUUUAUUGAAAGAUUAUAUAUAGAGAAGUUUACCUUGAGUGUAAUAGGGAAAUUAGAAGAUUAUAUUAAUAUUAUUGAAAGUAAAGUAGUUGAAAAAAACAAUAACAUUUUAGAAAACAAUGUUUCUUUCUAUGAAUUAUUAGAACUAAAGAAGAAAUGUAAAUUAUACUUUCUCUCUUUAGUUAUCACAGCUAUUAAUACUGAAAUAUCAAAAGAUACAAAAAUGAUUGAAAAAAAAAAAAAUUAUGCUAUUGAAUAUACAAAGUAUGUUAUAAAUAGUUAUGACUCUAUAAAUAAUGACAUUAAUAAAACUAAUGAAUUAUUUUCUAUUAAUAUCAUAAGUAGUUAUGAGUCGGACAAUAUUGAAGAUUCAAAUAAACUUGCAGAGGAAUUUAAAAUAGAAGAGCAAAUAUAUAUGGAAAUAAUAGAUGAUAUACAAAAUAAACUUUUAAGAGUAGAGGAAAAAAAAAAUUUGAUUUCCGUUGAUAAAAAUUUACAGGAGUUACAAUAUCUUUAUAAAGAAUUUAAACGAAAAAAAAAAUACUUUAAAAAUAUUUACAAAAAAAUAAAUGAAAUAAAGUUGAAAGAAAUGGAGAACAUUUCUAAAAAAUAUACUGAUAUAGCAGAAUCAUAUGAAAAUAUUAUAGAAAAUGAAAAAAAGAGAAUAUUAGACAAGAAAAACUAUUUAGAAAAAAUUGAACAUACCAUAAGAGAAAAUCAAGAAUUACUUUGUAUUGAAUCUAUAGAUACAAAAGAAAAAAUGCAAAAGAUUAAAGAAAUUUAUGAAUAUACUAUAAAUAUAGUUACAGAAAUAGAUGAAUUAGAAAAUCACAAUAAUAGUGAAAAUGAUAAAUUGGAAAAUUACAACAAACAAAUUUCAUACUUGAUACAAAGAGCAAUAUUUUUACUGAAGGAUACAGAAUUGUACCAGAAUGAGAAAGAUCAUGAUCUAUCAGAAGAGGAAAAUAUGGAAAUAUUAAAUGAAUUAAAUAAAUAUAUAAAAAGAACUAAAAGUAAUAUAAAAAAAUUUAAAAUGAUUUUUGAAAAUAUAAGAAACAGUAUAGAACAAAAUAAAGAAUUCUUGCAUGAAUGCAGUGAUACGAUAUUGUCCAUUUAUAAUAUUGUAAAUAAUGUGAAUAAUAUAAUAGAAAAUUAUGAAAAAGAAUCAAUUGAAAAAGGGGAACAUGAUCAAAUAAAAAUUUAUCCAAAUGGAAUUAAUAAAAAAAUAUAUGAAAAUAAAUUAAUAAAUAAUAAUAAUGGCAAUAAUUUCCAAAAUAAUGAGAUGUAUGUAGAACUAUCCAGACUAAAUGAUGAAAACGAAAAAAGUAAAUUUGAUAACUCGCAGACUAAAUUAACAAUAGGAAUAUUAAUAGAAUUGAUCAUGUGUUAUAGUGUAGUUAUUUCAAUUUUAUAUAAAUAUAGGAAAACUGAUUACAAAAAUAAAAAAUGUGAUGAACAUAAAAAUUCUGAUAAUACAUAUAAUUUUUAUAAAAAGGAAGAAUUUAUUGAUUUACCUUCUGUUUAA
Molecule: messenger RNA, 3936 nt
Organism: Plasmodium relictum
Lineage: Eukaryota; Apicomplexa; Aconoidasida; Haemosporida; Plasmodiidae
Product: reticulocyte binding protein, putative
Exons: 1
Source: RefSeq, a predicted model, not a curated record